This is a messenger RNA of Callithrix jacchus (white-tufted-ear marmoset), 5565 nucleotides long. The record is from RefSeq and is a predicted model, not a curated record. NCBI's taxonomy places the organism in Eukaryota, Metazoa, Chordata, Mammalia, Primates, Cebidae.
GCCAGGCAGGGAGUCCCUGGGCGGGACGCGGGCGCCGCGGGAGGCGGGGAAGCGCCGAGUCGGCGGCUGCCCACACCCCUCUCCACACAGCACAAAGGACACUCGCUGGCAAACUUUCCUCGCUUCUGACCCAGGCCAAGCCGGGAACUCUGCGCCAGCUCGGUUCCUGGCGGGGAUGAGGCUUCCCUAAUAUUUUGGGCUGUCUGGCAAGCGUCCUGAGGCUGCCACUCCUUCCGGGCUCAAAGCUCACAAGCUGAGGUCUAUCCCCGCGUGGACCGCCGAUAGCUGGGUAGAUUCUUCCUAAGGCUCUGACUUCAGCACAUUCAAUGCCUUGUCAAUUAUGCCCUUUGCCCCUUUCUUUUACCAAGGCCACCGCCAAGACACCCUUUUUCUUUUCUCUCCCCAUAAUCCGCCACCUUCCUUUCCCUCCUCUUGGCCCUCUUUCCAACUCCCUGAGCUGGCUCCCUUUCCACGCUUUCCUCCAGCCCCAGCUGCCUUCCCCAGUUCACAUCCCGGUAGCCCUCCUCCCUCCCAGUCCCCGGGCACCACCCUCCCUUGGUCGGCCCCUGAAAUCCAGCGGGCUCGGCUCCAGUCACUGCCUUUUGCCUGUUUCUAUCCGGCCUUCCUUCCCAACUGUCGCUCUCCCACACCCUGGUUUUUUUCUUUUUGGUGGGGGGAAACAGGGAGAGACGGAGCACUAUAUUCCCGUUUCCGCACUUCGUCAUUUUCCCCAGCUCCAUGAGCCGCGCCCCCUGGUCCCCCUUAGGCCCGCGAUCUUACCCUGCGGUUCCCCAGACCCUCCAGGGUCCCCCACGCCACCAAGUUUGCUUCGACUUUACCUCGUUGCCUCCCACACCCCCCGCUGCGGCCCCGCUGGCCAGGGCACUUACCCCGAGGCCCACCUGGUGGGGGUGUCGGGGUGCGCACGGACCCGGCACCCGUGGCGGCGGCAGCAGCAGCAGCAGCAGCAGCAGCAGGAGGAGGAGGAGAACGACGAGGAGGAGGAGGAGAAGGAGGAGGAGGACGGGCCGAGAGGCGCCUCCUUCCCAGCCCGCAGCGCGCACUGGCUCCUCGGGGGACCCCCGGCAGAGCACCAAGACAGGAGGCGAGGCGGCAACACAAGCAACAGCUGCUGCACGGGGCUGGGCUCAGUCAGCUCUUCGAGGCCAGGGCAGGGGCAGGCAGGAUUGGAAAAGAGGGUCAGAGAAGUGGGGUGCAGAGGGCGGGGCAGCGAGCGGCCAGGUCCGGAGGAAGGCGCCCCAGGCGAGUAGGGAUGCCGCUGCGCGGUGGCAAUCGCCCGGGCUGACGCCGCCGGCCCCUCUCCCCGCCCGACAGGCGCUUGCAGCCGCGGGCGCACGGGCCUCGCCUCGCUCCCCCGCUCGCUGCCGGCGCCCUCGGUGCGCCCCGCUUUGUGCUCCCCGCAGCCGGCGUGCACCUGGUGUAAGCAAAGGCGGUCAGCUGAUGGGCCGCGCGCGGAUUGGCUGCUCUGCCGUCUCCUCCCCUCCCGCCCGACCCCCUUCCAGGACUCCCCCUCCCGCCCCCGCCCCCGCCUUCGGCGUAGCCCGGUGCUGGGCACCAUCUGUAGCCCGCCCAACAAAGGCGCAGCGCGGCGGGCCUCGGGUGGUCGGGCCGCGCUGCGCCGCCGCGGUCGCCGCUGCAGGGAGCAGCCGGCAGCCUCUUUUUGUCUAGGGGACAGCAGGCUGCGGCUGGGUAGGAAGGCGAGGCGCACUGAUGUUUCUUAGCAAAAGACAGACCAAGAGGAAAAACAGUCCGUGCUAGGAGGCCAGCUAGGCACAAUGGGGCCACAUCUCUGUGCAACGCAGAACUUGGGCUCCAGGGCUGAGAAGCGGACGCAGUUGGGCCCGGGAUUGUGACAGCCAAGUUUCCGGGUGAAAUCCGACCCUGCGUCUUAAAAUAUAGGGCGCGUCCUCGGGCUGUGUGUGCGUGGCCUGGGGCGUCCUCCGCCGACCUGGCCCGGGCCGGUGCCCUUGCCGCGGGAAGGAGGAUUCGGACGCUUACCUCAGUGGUGAAGUCGCUCCCCAUUUGAGGAGGCUUUCUGAAAACGUUUCUGAAACUUUGAAAUUACAGCUUUCUGAUCUGUUAGGUGUAAAAGUUGUGUUUAAAUAGGCGGCGGAGGACUGAGAACGCAGUCUUAAGUGGAGGGUCGGGAGGGAAUGGGUCUUCGGAAACUGCAAGUGAACCGGCGUCUCAAUUUCAAAAUCGCCAGCAAGCACAGAACAGCACUCUUUACUGCGGGAAUCUGCUUUAAGCGAAAGCAUCAUUAGACCCUCAGUACUUAACCACUUUGGGCAAAGGAUUGUGGUGACAUUUCAUUAUGAUGUCUAAGCUUAAAACUUCUGGAGAAUUUGGAAGGAUAUAUUACUAGAGAAUAAUCUUUUGGAUUCUUCUAAGCCACGAGUUAAAUUCACUGUCAGUAAUCAUAUUCUUGAUCCUUCUAACAUUUCUUGGCGUCUCGCAUAGAUCUGAUAAACGUUUGAUGUCCUUAUGUUUUCACAUACAUUGUUAUCCUGAAAUUGUCAUGUAGACAUCAAUGGUCACAUUGUGUUUUAGAAGGCUUUAAGAAAAGAUGAUAUUAGCACUUGGGCUAGAACAUCUUGCAGACCAGAGGAACAGCUAGAGAAAAAGGCCCACUGCUGAAUAAGAUUUAAGAUCUUUCAAAGCAAGUUGAGUCUAGACGCUUACCCAAGUUUUGUAACAUGAUUUUGUCUCUUUUCCCCCCUUUCAUGCAGAUUAUCCAUGGAGUUAGCAUGCAGACAACAUGGAGUUUGUCUGACAGAAGGUGGCCUCUGGUAGAAGCACAGAACUUGAAUGGUCAGGGAAAGAUAGAAUGCAGGUUUCUUAGGGAGUCUCCAUUAGGUUUCCAGCCUGUCUUCCUGGGAGUGGAAGAGAGAUGAGGUUGUGCCCUUCAAGGAGGAGCUUUACAGAGAGGUCUUAAAGGAGCAUUUGGAGCAAUUAAUGAUGGUGACAGUUGCUCCUAGGAGGCAAAAUCUAGAACAGCCUCCAGGUUUUGGAAGAGACUUUGUGAGAAUGGUAUGAGUCAGGGACCAAUGUGUGAAGUUUGAAACCAGGCCAACCCUGUUUUAAAUCCCAGCCCUAUAAUUUAUGAGCUGUGUCCCUAUGGGUAAGUCACUUUAUCUCUUUAAACCUUCAUUUCCUUGGCUCUAAACUAGGGUUAAUAACAGUACUUAUCCCAAAGAAUUAUGAUGGUUAAGUGGGAGUAAGCACGUCAAAUGCUUAGGACAGUGCUUAGUAUACAGUAAGCAUUCAAUGACAGUUGUAAACUCUUGGCAUUAUUAGGCAGGUAUUGAAGACUAAAAGAAGACAUCAGUUCAUACAGGUGGGCUGAUGAUUCCACAUGUGACAGAGUAUCUCAAAGGCACGAGCUGUUCCAGUAGUGGAAAUGGACUCUCUCUCCCCACUGUUCAAUUCAUUUAUUUUUAAAUUAGCAUGUCAUUUAUUUAAACUAAUUUCCCUCUUCCCCAAAGCAAGAGUGAGAAAGGCAGAUUUGCCUGUUUCUACUUGACCACUGCAUGCAUUUGGUUCCAGACAGAGAGAGCAUUAUCAUUAGGAAGACGUGUGUCAGGGAUGGGGGAAGGAAUUUGGGUGAGAGGAUGGGGCUUGCUGUGGACAGAAGAGGACAGAUGAGCAUGGCAAUUAUAAAAGAGUCUGAAAUUUGGUGCAGUUAUUAGAAAUUUGCUCAAUUGCCUAACUGGUAAUUGGUUCAAAUUUUAGAAAUUACCGUUUUUUUUUUUUAACUCUGCAAAGGGGUUUCAAGACUAUCUUGUUAACUGAUACUUAAAAACUCCUUGUCAUUGGGAUGGAAGAAGAGGAAACACCAAGUCAGUGAACCAGCAUAACUAAACCAAAUCUCUUACUUGCUUCUUGCUUAAAGAGCUCAAAUCACUCUGAAUUACUCCUAGUCAGCCCACAUAGUCCUGGGAUCCUGAAUGAGUACAAAAGCUCUUAAUGGUUAUUUAUUAAGGUAUGGCAGAAGACCUUGGAAUCUUUGAAGGAGAACGAAAUUGGAGACAAGAGCCCAAGAGUUCCCAAGAGAGCAAAGUCUUAGUUGAUGUAAAGAGUUCUUGCCCCUAGAUUGGCUGUGAUGAGACACUACAAACCCCUCUGGAUUCCUUCACUGGCCCCUUGAGGUUCUUUAGCUUUGGUUUGAAGGAACAUUAUAAUUGGUAUUAGCCUAAUUGUACUGAUCUAUGUGGUAAAUGAAGGAAAAAAAGAAACUUCAGAGAAUAAUCAUAUUUGAAUAAUUUUUAAAAGAACAUCUGUAUUUUGGGAAAAGAUAAUUAUCAUAUGCCACUUAAAUGCAAUUUUUCAAAGUUGAAAAUAUGUCUCUCUCUAAUUGAAAUAUUAAUAGAGUACCAGUAGUUUGAGUUCUUUCCAAUUUCUGAACUAAAAUUAUAGUUUUAAAACAACUACCACCAAGUUCUUAGAGGGUGAUGACUGCAACUUAAAAUUAUGUGACUGUUGUGUCAUUGUUAACUUUCAUACCAAAUGUAUUGUUUCUCUAAGUAUUUUUGACAAUGAGUGGAUUUACUAUAGAUACAUAGUUCCUGUUCUAGUUUUUUUUUAACUGUACAUAAAAUACCCCAACACAAAAAAGGCGUUAAUUGAGGUUUCUAUAAUUAAAACUAGUUCUGCAUUUAAGCUUAAAAACUUGACAUGGAACUAAAGUGACCAACCAUCUUAGUUUGCCUGGGAAUCUCCAGGUUUUGGUCCUAAAAGUCUCAACAUCUCAGGUAACCCCUUAGUCUUGGGUAAAACAAGAUGGAGGUGGUUCUAAAUGAAACUAUCAUUAAUAGGUUUAUGAUGCUAUUACAAUUUUAGUCGAGUUGCAGCUUUGCAAAUAUACUAAAUAAUGUUUUAUUCCUGACUGAAUAAAAGGUCCUGUUUCCAUUUGUAGGACUUAGUUGUUGUAGAGAGGCUGACAGUCAUUGUAUUGGCCCAUUUUCAUACUGCUAUGAAGAAAUACCCAAGACUGGGUAAUUUAUAAAGAAAAAAAAGGUUUAAUAGACUCAUAGUUUUAAUGUCUAGGAAGGCCUCACAAUCAUGGCAGAAGGCAAAGGAGGAGCAGAGGCACUCUCUUACCUGGCAGCAGGCAAGAGAGUAUGGGAGGAGAACUGCCCCUUAUAAAACCUUCAGAUCUUACUUGAGACUGUUUCACUAUCAUGAGAAUAGCACAGGGAAAAAAUCCACCCUCAUGAUUCAAUUACCUCCCAUUGGGUCCCUCCCACAAUAUGUGGGGAUUAUGGGAGCUACAGUUCAAGAUGAGAUUUAGAUGGGGACACAGCCAAACCAUGUCAGUCAUCAAAUCCAACUUUCUUAUUUUGUAGAUAAAGAAACUAAGUCCUAGAAGAGGGACUCUGCCAGUCUGUUUACAAGGCCUACAUUGAAAGCUAGACCAUAUACUCUUUGGAGAGGGAUGAUAUGACCAACUCCUAGCCCAGGGCCUGUACCGUGUAAUAGGUACUUGGUAAACUUUUUAUAAAAUAAAUGAAUAAGUUAAUAAAUGAAUGAUUUUAUGUAAUUGGA